Molecule: messenger RNA, 1469 nt
Organism: Sesamum indicum (sesame)
Lineage: Eukaryota; Viridiplantae; Streptophyta; Magnoliopsida; Lamiales; Pedaliaceae
Product: putative oxidoreductase At4g09670
Molecular function (GO): nucleotide binding
Source: RefSeq, a predicted model, not a curated record
CGAUUAAAAUUUUACUACAAAUAACAAAAGUUACAAUAAAAAUUUCAAUCGGGAUAAGAUAUUCUAGAAAGAGCAGCCGUCUCUCCUUUCUGGCUCCACCUACUGAAAUCAAAUGGCCGCGGCUGACCCACCACUUACGGCGGUGCGCUUCGGGAUCAUCGGCUGCGCCAACAUAGCACGCAAGGUUUCACGAGCAAUUCUCCUCUCUCCCAACUCCACCAUCGUCGCUAUAGGCAGCCGCUCCCUGGAGAAAGCCGCCGCCUUCGCCAAGAACAACGGCUUCCCGGCCUCGGCCAAGGCGUACGGAUCCUACGACGCCGUUCUGGAGGACCCGGACGUGGACGCCGUCUACAUUCCGCUGCCGACGAGCCUCCACCUCCACUGGGCCGUUCUGGCGGCUCGGAAGAAGAAGCAUGUUCUGCUGGAGAAGCCGGUGGCGCUGAACGUGGGGGAGCUGGAUGAAAUCCUGGCGGCGUGUGAAUCCAGUGGGGUACAGUACAUGGACGCUACCAUGUGGAUGCACCAUCCCCGGACGGCUGAGAUGAAGGGUUUUCUCGCCGAUGAGCGACGGUUCGGGCAACUGAAAGCGGUACACAGCAUUUUCUCGUACAAUUCUGGUGCUGAUUUUCUUAAAACCGAUAUUCGUGUGAAGCCAGACCUUGAUGCGCUAGGUGCGUUAGGCGACACUGGCUGGUACUGUAUCCGGGCAAUUUUAUGGGCUGCCGACUAUCAACUACCAAAAACUGUGACUGCUUUGAGGGAUGCUGAAUUCAAUGAGGCGGGCGUUAUCCUGUCGUGUGGUGCUUCCUUGCAGUUUGAGGAUGGCAAAAUCGCAACAUUCUAUUGUUCGUUUCUGAGCAAUUUAACCAUGGAAAUCAGCGUUCUUGGAGCUAAUGGAUACUUGCGUGUCCACGACUUUGUAAUCCCUUUCCAAGAGAGCGUAGGGCCGUUUUAUGUGAAUGCAAAUACGAAAUUCGCUGAGCUAUCAAUUGGGAUCGAGCCUUCACCAACUGAGCACCUUGUCAAGACCGAUCUCCCCCAGGAAGCUCGUAUGGUGAAGGAGUUCUCAUCUUUAGUGAGGAAGAUAACAGAUCAUGGUUCAGAAACUGAGAAGAAAUGGCCAACAAUUAGCAGGAAAACUCAAAUGGUGGUGGAUGCUGUUAAGGCGUCGAUCGACAAGGAUUUUCAGCCCAUCCACGUUGUGUAUUAGUAGUUAACAUCGUAUUUCUUGCAUGUUGAGCUUGUGCAGUGACGAUGAGAAGGACACAUUGGUAAGGAUGUGAAGCUCUGUGUGUUUGUUAUGCAUGAACGUAAGAAUCGAGAAUAAAGGAAAAGGUGACCUUUAACGUUCAUUUACAGUCCACUGGUGGAGUAAUAUGUUUAUUUGCUGUCCCAGAAUGCAUUGAACAUGUAAGAAUUUGAAAUCGUUGUGUAGUGGCUGCUUUCUGGUAAAUCUUGAAUUUUGAAGA